Cherax quadricarinatus is the source of this 1621-nucleotide messenger RNA. RefSeq names its product ubiquitin-conjugating enzyme E2 S. The record is from RefSeq and is a predicted model, not a curated record. NCBI's taxonomy places the organism in Eukaryota, Metazoa, Arthropoda, Malacostraca, Decapoda, Parastacidae.
CAGGCAUCUCAUUGGUGGAUUUCGAAUGUUUGAUGGGUGGAGGUGGUGAGUGGAGAACUCCCCCAUCACCACCCAGGCUCUCUACACCAUCUCACCUCAUUAUUCCUCGCUGCCAUCCUCAAAAUCACCACCAUGGCCUCGGUAACAGGGGCAGUAGGUGUUAGGAGACUAGCCAUACGUCCUGCCUUGUAGUGGGGUUCGACCCCACAUCCUCUCGGAUGUGAGCCAAGCGCACUAACAACUGCGCUACGAGGUACCAAGUCUACAGACGAGCAACGUGGAAAAUCUAUCACCCCAGAUAUUAAGAGGAGUUAUGAAGGAAAUGACAGAGCUGGUAAAGGGUCCACCAGAGGGCAUCAAAGUUCACAUGAAUGAUGAAGAUAUAACAGACAUCCAGGCAACCAUAGCAGGGCCUGCUGGCACACCAUAUGCUGGAGGAAUGUUUCGUGUCAAAUUAGCCCUUGGCAAGGACUUUCCAAAUGUUCCUCCAAAGGGUUACUUCCUCACCAAGAUCUUUCACCCUAAUGUUGCAUCGAAUGGAGAGAUCUGUGUUAAUACAUUAAAGAAAGAUUGGAAGGCUGACCUCGGAAUUAGACAUGUACUUUUGGUAAUAAAGUGUCUGCUGAUUGUACCUAAUGCUGAGUCUGCCUUAAAUGAGGAGGCAGGAAAACUCUUACUUGAGGCCUAUGAUGAUUAUGCUGCUAGAGCAAAGAUGAUAACUGAAAUCCAUGCACAGGGUCCUAAAGUGUGUAAAGGUGAGCCCAGUGGAGAAGGAACAAGUCAAGAUGGUCCCCAGGCAAAGAAACAUGCUACAGACAAGAAGAUCACAGCUGAUCGUAAAAAAGUUUUAAAAGAUAAAAAAAGAACAUUAAAGAGAUUAUGAAUUGAAAUUUGUGUGCUACAUCUUUGUCACCUUGAAGUUCAAAAAUAUCUGGAUAUCUUAAUGAUAUCUCCCUCUAUUUAUUACUCUGCUUGUCAAGUUUUGUAUGGUAGUAGGAGUCCAAUAAUUUAAAUUACUCGCCACAUGCCGUACUAAAAUACACAAGACUGUACCUUUGUAUUUUUAUAAAUAUCUCUGGGUAUUUUCAUGUGUUUUUCUAUCUUAAGAAAUUUUUUGCUUUAGCAAGUAUUGAAAUAAAAUUACACCAUAGGUCAUAGAUUUUCAGGUAAUUAAAUUUAUUAUUUUAAUACUGAGGGCAGACAGUGCAUUAUUUUAAAUCUGGUAUUUGGGAGUAAUGUAGUCCUUGGCAACAUCCCCCCCCCCUUUUGAAAAUGUAUGACUGAAGGCGUCAUAUUAUAUAUUUAUAUAACAAUAUACUAUAUCUGAUAUUCAGAUUUAUGGCAUGAAUUAAUUGCUGACAAUAAUAUGAAAUAGUCUUUCUGUAGGCUAAGUAAUAAUGAACUUUGUAUUUAAACCAUGGAAUCACUUUUUUAUGAAUGUAUAUAGGCACAAGGUUAAUUUUAAAAUAAUCUUGUGCCUUUUUUUUUAGUUUGUGGAGUUUUCCUACUUCCUCCUCUCAAGGGGCAUGGUAACUUCAAUGAUAGUGUAUAAAUCAUUAAAAUAAUGGGCUUUGGGCGAACGAUGCUGCUAAAAGGAAUAAAUGAAAGUUUUAAUUUUAAA